ACCUCCUGUUUAACCCAAUGGAUUGUUCCCUUUCUCUCUUUCUCUCUCUUUCUUUCUCUUUAUCUACCAGGAGUUCAACUCCAGUUCUCAUAAAGAAAAUCUGAUGGCUCUGAUCUCUUAUUAUCAUCUUUUUCGUUCUUCAAGUUAAUUACUUACUGUAACCAUCCACCCAUUUGUAACUUCAGUCCUGCCACGUUUCUUGAAGGCCUAUUUGCUUUUCUUUCGCUCAAAUCAAUUAAAACCUCCAACUAUUCUUCUCUCUUCAAUUUCAUUUCUUCUUCUUCUUCUUCUUCUUCUUCCUCUUCUUCUUUCUGUCAUGAAGUAUUAAGGAUUCCAUGCAGAAUCUACCUCACAGAUUUUCUCUCUUUUCUUCAAUACAUGAAGAUUUGGACUAGUACUCAAUAUCUCAUAAUCAUCAGCUUUUAGUUCACUAUUCAGUAGCAUAACAUCAACAUUUCUACUAUUUUCUCGACACUCCUUAAGAGUCAACUCUUUAGGGUUCUUUCUACCAUCAAAAGAGGCCAAACGUUAGAGGAAAAAACCCUAAAAGGAGCCGACAAGCAGCCCUAGAGUGGUUAUUUUAUCUUCAAAUAUCAUCUCAUUUAAGAUCUGAUCGAGAAAAAAACAAAUUCAUAUUCUAUGGAUUUAGUUUCUCCACCAGCACCACCACACACUGCGGGCUACUCAAGCCCCACUCACGCGAACCCAAUCGCCAACACCACCGCCACAUCAAACAGUUCAAUCAGCGCAAGCUCUUCAUCCCCAUCAAAUUCAACAACUCCCACGACGCCAAGCCGCUAUGAGAACCAAAAACGCAGAGACUGGAACACUUUCUGUCAGUAUCUGCGAAACCACAGGCCCCCUCUUUCUCUCCCCAUGUGUAGUGGCGCUCAUGUCCUUGAAUUCCUCCGCUACUUGGACCAAUUUGGAAAGACCAAGGUCCACAACCAGACUUGUCCCUUCUUUGGACUCCCGAACCCGCCUGCCCCCUGUCCAUGCCCCCUCCGCCAGGCGUGGGGGAGCCUCGAUGCACUGAUUGGAAGGCUCAGAGCGGCCUACGAGGAGCACGGAGGGAGACCGGAAGCAAACCCAUUUGGUGCAAGAGCUGUGAGGAUUUAUCUGAGGGAGGUUCGUGAUUUUCAAGCCAAAGCGAGAGGUGUUAGCUAUGAGAAGAAGCGAAAGAGGCCGAAACAGAAGGUAACCGUUACACCAUCACCGUCGGAUUCUGGUCCAAAUGAGUGAAAAAUAAUGAAAAAAAUAAAAAAAUUAAGUAAAAUAAAACGAAUAACAACAUAGACCCGUUUAUGUCUUGCAUUAAUCCUUUGCUUUAUAAGUAAUGUAUAGGGGUGUUUUUACUUAUUUUGUGUUGUUCCUCUAGUUUCAUUUGGGUGCCCUGAAUGUACCUUGAUUUGCUAUAUAUUAUUAGUUAUGUUUUGCCUGUUGGGUACCUUAAAAUUGCUCUUUCAGAGGGCACUCGAGUCUUGAAGAAGCAGAAAUGUAGUAGAAAUUAAUGACUGCAGCGAGUGAGAUGAUAUUAUACAUAUAAAAUUUAUCUGGUCAUUAAUAUUCA
Messenger RNA from Mangifera indica (mango), 1570 nucleotides. RefSeq names its product protein LIGHT-DEPENDENT SHORT HYPOCOTYLS 1-like. Gene Ontology annotation, cellular component: nucleus. The record is from RefSeq and is a predicted model, not a curated record. Gene Ontology annotation, biological process: mRNA transcription; response to light stimulus. Bases 640 to 1242 code for a protein of 200 amino acids. The transcript has a single exon. Lineage: Eukaryota; Viridiplantae; Streptophyta; Magnoliopsida; Sapindales; Anacardiaceae.